AUUAUUUUGGGUAUGAUUUAUGUUGUACAUUUGCAAGGGGUGAUGGGAAUAUUCUUUUUUUUCUUUUUUUGAUUUUGUAAAUUUACAACAAGCUCUACAUCCUGGUACAUAAUUUAAAAAACCAACAGAAUUUGUUCAUGCAUGUAGUUUAUUCUAACAUUAAUGUAAACUCACAACUUAGUGUAUUCACGGAGGAAGUUUAGUUAAAAGGGAAAUUUUAUUUCACUAAAGAUUCAUGAACACGACAUACAAGAUGAAUACGAGUGUUGACGUAGAGGUUAUCCUUGAGCAUGCUAGAUAUGAAAUCUUUCGGCGCCUACUUUUGGUGAUCGUAUGUAUGGUUGUAUUUGGAGCCAUUGGAAUUGUUGGAAAUAGUUUUGCUUUUGUGUUCUACGCCUUCAAAUCUAAGCCGUCAUCUACCGUGAGACUAAUUGCAUGUUUAGCAAUGGUAGACCUUAUCGUCUGUGUUGAAUUUAUUCCUAAUAUUAUAGAAAUGUGGGUCAAUGUUAAAUAUACUGCAAGUAUUAUGUGCAAAUUUGCACAUUUCAUCGGUCUUUGGACAGUGGCCUGUUCUGCUUUAAUACUAUGGGUGGUUGCUAUAGACAGACAUAGAAAAAUUUGUAGUCCAUUCGGAAAGCAAAUGACAUUAGUGACAAUAAAGUACGCUGUAUUUGCCAUUGUUAUCUUUGGGUUUGUUUUGUCCGUGAGAAAUUUUGCUAAUUUUGAUAGCGUUGUUGUUAAUGUCAAAGAUCCCGGAAGUAACUCAACAGUAAAGGGUCACUAUUGUACAACGAGAGAUGAUUCUGGUUAUGUUGUAAGCGUAACUAUUUUCACUGUCAUUGACUUUCUGCUUAUGUUGAUGGUUUGGAUAACGUUGGCCGUAGCGUACUCUCAUAUCAUUUACACAAUUUAUAAGCUAAAAAGAAUUAGGAAACGUUUACACAACAAAACAAAUGUAACCACCACUGAAAUGUCGAAUCCGUCGUAUGUAAAUGAGGAGAACGACGAAAGCACAACUCAAAUUGAAAACGGUCCAUAUCCGCUUAAAGACACCAUGGAUGGACAUGGCGCAAUACACGAAGAUAAUGAUGGACACUGUCAUGAAAAUGAUAAAUCAGACGAAUUAAACAUUUUAAAAACCAACAUCAGUUCUGUAAUUAGUAACCAAGUAUUAACGGUAUCUUUAAAUGAUGAUCAAGCAAUACAAGAUUCAUUAACGGAGCCAGGUACCAGCACUGAAGAUUCUCAGCAAUACAAAAGUAAGACGGAUUAUUUGUCAUCAUCACAUGAUACAGAACAUUUACCAGAAAAUGAGCAUUCGUCAUCAACCAAAACUCUUGCCAAGUCAACAUUAAAAAGAAUGUUUCAUAAAAUGACACACAAAAAGUAUAACAGCGCUAAAUGUCCAGUGGAGAGAAAUUUAACAUUCAAGAUGUUAGUUGUAUCGCUUGUGUUCAUAAUUUGUUUCACACCUUAUUUUAUUGUGAAAAUUCUCAUGCGAGAGGUGAUGAAAUCGGGAGAAGAAUAUGAACUUCAUCUACUAGCCCAAAUUGCCUUGCGACUCCCUUACAUGAACAGUGUGUUUAACCCCAUGGUAUAUUGUGUUUUCAAUUCUCAAUUCAGAUUUUACAUUCAAAAUAUAUUCAAAACAUUCUUUUCUAAAUGUUUUCGCAAAUCUCAGUAUUUGUUUAAGUCGUAAUAAAAAAGGUUGUGUAUAUAACUGUUUAUAUUAAAGUGUGCUUUUUACUGUUUUUAUUUGUACAAGUUGUUUGAUUAGAAAUGUGAUUUAUUAUCUUCAUUGCGAUUUGCUUUGUAUAUUGCUCUUUGAAGACUUUAAAUAAACAAAAUAUAUAUGUUUAUCGUAGAUGUCAUAUUUUAAACAUGAGAACAUCAAGCAUUUUGUAAUUACAUUGUUUUCAUUUUACAUCCGUGAGACGUGAUGAGAAGAAUAUAAUUGUUUAAAAGAAACACGUUUCCUUAUAGUUAACUCUAUGUAUACAUAUUAGGCUCAGUUGACCAAUCAAUUAGAUUUAAAUCAGGCAAUAGUAACAUUCAUAUAUCUGAAUGUAAUUUUUUGUUUUACGGAAAUGAAAUUGACUUACAUAAAUGAUCGUAUGUAUGCUAAAUGUAUUAGAGCUAUUAUACUAUUAUACAUAUUGUUAAUGUG
Molecule: messenger RNA, 2167 nt
Organism: Ruditapes philippinarum (Manila clam)
Lineage: Eukaryota; Metazoa; Mollusca; Bivalvia; Venerida; Veneridae
Product: D(2) dopamine receptor A-like
Exons: 2
Coding region: 236-1699 (487 amino acids)
Biological process (GO): neuropeptide signaling pathway
Cellular component (GO): membrane
Molecular function (GO): neuropeptide receptor activity
Source: RefSeq, a predicted model, not a curated record